AACUAAACGGAAGUUGGCAGUCAGCUGACAAGGACACAUGAUUCUUUCAGGAACAUCGGCUGUCAGAAAUAUCACGACGAAACCUUUUUGAGAAAUUGUACUCGGGGCGCUUAUUGCACGGAUUAUGGCGGGACGAGGAAAGCUAAUUGCCGUCAUUGGUGACGAAGAUACCUGCACUGGCUUUCUACUUGGUGGUAUUGGUGAACUAAACAAAAAUCGAAAGCCUAAUUUCUUAGUUGUCGAGAAGGACACCAGCAUCACCGAGAUAGAGGAGACAUUCAAGAGUUUCCUUGCUCGCAACGACAUUGGGAUCAUCCUCAUCAACCAGUUUGUUGCCGAGAUGAUCCGUCAUGCAAUCGACCAGCACAUGGAGUCAAUCCCAGCUGUUUUGGAGAUCCCCUCCAAAGAGCACCCUUACGACGCAUCCAAAGAUUCCAUCCUGCGCAGAGCCAAGGGUAUGUUCUCUGCGGAGGACUUCCGAUAAACUCCAAAUCUUCUGGUCCAGAGGCAGUGGCUAAAGGCAAUGGGUGGGGUGUCGCAUUGAGAUAUGCAGCACACGACAUCCUGAAUCUGUGCUGCACGAGCUGUGUAAAUUUGCUUCACUUCAUCUUGUAAUGUCUUAACUCCACUCUGUUUAAGUAAUGUGAAGAAGGUCUGUUGUAGUUCUAGGAAUCCACUUUCUCCCCCAUAUUUGUAUGCCCAGCGGAUGAUGAGUGUUGGUUAUUGUGCAACAUAAUUUAUGGGAAAAUUGAAAACAUCUUCUGUGUACUUUGUUUUUGUCAUCUUAAGAGUGCGGUGAUGGUAGACCCUCUUCUUGUUCAUUCAUUUUUGUCUUGAUGUAGAUUCAUGUGGAUGUAUAUGAAGUAAUUUAAUUUAUUUACGUGUAUUCUGAUCGUUACUUGUUUUCAAUAACAAUGGUGUGAGUUUUAUUUCGCUUUGUGUAUUUGUGUUUUUCUUUUUCUUCCUUUUUUGUUUUGAUUGACUAAUGUAAAAAUACAAAGUACAUUUGGUCCACGGCCCACGACUACACUAUGACUUGCUACAUUUCCAUUGACUCACACCUUCCACAAUGAUAUGUAGGGUUUAGUCAUCAGUCAAGUGACUGAAUGACUGUCUUUCUCUUGACUGAAAUAUGGCACUUUUAACAUUUCCCAUACCAAAUAUUCAUGUCUACAUACUGGAAUAGUCCCAUAAUUUCCCGUUUUCAGUUUAAUAUUGAAAAUGAUGGUUGUAAAUGUAUAUUUGGUGUUGAAAUCUAACAUAAAAAGAUUGAAUAAAUUACUAUGGCAUGCCCA
Engraulis encrasicolus (European anchovy) is the source of this 1295-nucleotide messenger RNA. RefSeq names its product ATPase H+ transporting V1 subunit F (gene atp6v1f). Gene Ontology annotation, cellular component: proton-transporting V-type ATPase, V1 domain; membrane. The transcript has 2 exons. Gene Ontology annotation, molecular function: proton-transporting ATPase activity, rotational mechanism. The record is from RefSeq and is a predicted model, not a curated record. NCBI's taxonomy places the organism in Eukaryota, Metazoa, Chordata, Actinopteri, Clupeiformes, Engraulidae. Gene Ontology annotation, biological process: proton transmembrane transport. The coding region runs from base 125 to 484 and encodes 119 amino acids.